Hibiscus syriacus is the source of this 453-nucleotide messenger RNA. RefSeq lists its product as uncharacterized. Bases 1 to 453 code for a protein of 150 amino acids. The transcript has a single exon. NCBI's taxonomy places the organism in Eukaryota, Viridiplantae, Streptophyta, Magnoliopsida, Malvales, Malvaceae. The record is from RefSeq and is a predicted model, not a curated record.
AUGGCUAAUGCCUCACAUUCCAAUUCAGCUUCCGCUUUCUUCAAUCUUCAGUCCUCACCGCCUAACAACAAAACUCUAACCACCAUUUCCAAUCUUAAGGAAUUCACAUCUUCUCAGUUGGAGGAUAUGAAGCGGAACUUCAUCUAUUGCUCUCACUCUGAGAUUCUCAAGGAUCUCGACGCCUCUCACUCUCGCCUCCACAAGCGCUUCAAGAUCCUGACACAAGCAUGCCAACAAGUAAUGGAGGAAGCUGAAAAAGAAUACAAGAAGAUAUCGGAAAAGAUUGAUAGCAACCAUAAAGUAAUGAAAGCCUCAUAUGCAGAAUUCAUGGCAGAUGCUCAAGCCACUGCAUCUCGUGUUUGUAAAACUUCCAUUUCUGAACUUUCAAAGUCAUUUGAGAAAGAAAUUGAUGAUCUCCGCAACCGAUUUGGAACGCCAUCCGCUUAUAAUUGA